AUGGCCCCGGAAUUACCUGGCUUCUACUAUGACAAAGACAAAAAGAAGUACUUCAAAAUUGUAAAUGGAACUUCGGACAAACACACUAGUCGGUAUCACAACAGUAUAGUGCAAUCAGAGAAGCGGAAAGCGGAUUUUGAAAGGGCUACGAAAGGUUUCCCUUUGAGUAGACCUAAAGAAAAGAAGGGGAAAACUCAAAAGCAAGAGGACCUUAGGUUAAAAAAUGCAUUGAUCAAGCAGAACAGAAGGUCAAUUGACAAAAUACGGCUGAACAAGAUCGAUCUCUUGGCCCUCAAAUUGCAACCCAAUUCGAAUAAUUUUGAUGUUGCAAUUUUGGACAUUGGGUUGAAUUUAGAGCUAGUUGAGUGCAAAACAGAUCUGAAAUUUGCCAGGUGUACCAAUCUAGCUGUACACUCUUCCAAACAGGUACAGGAACCGGUGUUAAUUAGUGAAUUUGGAAUGGAGACAAUGGAAGCUCAAGAAGUUAGUGGAAGGGUGAUACCUAUGGAAUGUAUGUCUAGCGUGAACUUUGCGAAUUUUGUCCGCACAUUGGGGGAUGAUGUACUAGUAGAAUGCUAUACUAGCGCUAUGUCUUGUGUUAGCAAUGAUAGUAAUACCCUGGUGCUAAGGGUUUCUACUGCAUACGUGCCUUCGGAGCGCUACGGCCCAAGAUCAGUGAUACUAGCUGAUGUCUACAAUAUUGAAAAUCACAAUCCUCGAUGGCACUAUGAUAUUACUCGUGAGUUGAGGUUUCUAGGUCCCAAGAGGCCACAUCUAUUUGGCUUUGAUAUGAUUGCGAAUUUAGGACUGGAGCAAGCUGUCGAGUCAAACAAUAGGAUUGCAAUCCAAUUCCAACUACCAGCAGAGCGACAAGAGGGACAUACUUCGUAUGUAACUUCUUCACAUCUAUAUGAUACGAACCUAUUUCUCGGCACAAGUAUAGGUGAGAUAUAUGUUGUGAACCUAGAUGUCUACGGUAUUUCAUUCCUAGAAAAGGAAAACUAUAUCUUAAGGUUAUUCACAGUUCCCAUAUCUACAAUCUGCUCUGUCGAUUCCGUAUCCAGGUUUCUUGUAUCAGAUGUAUCAGGAAACAUUUGUGUGGUGGAUGAGGGAAAACCAUUCGGAGAAAGAGAGCUUUACAUAUCCCAUGAAUCUAAAGUUACGAACUUUUUCCCUUUUGAGAAUCAUUUCAUUGCUGUAGGUCUACAAGGGAUUAGUGCGUACGACUAUCUGGGAAAUGCUAUACACAAGGUGGAAUACUUCAAUAACAACAUAACAAAUCAGAUAUCCAUAAAGUUUGGGAUUAAUGGAAAACAAAGAAGUUUUAUAUUGGUGAAUGAAUCUAACAACGAGUUGAGGUUGAUUCAUCUCGAGACUUUUCGAUCAAGAGUAUUAAAAUUACUGGAGCGUCAUAACAUGGGUCACAAAUUGAAGAACAUGGUUGUCUUUGAAGGUUCGAAAGUCUUACAGGCGUUCUUCGAACAUAAUGGGAAUGGAUAUAGAAAGGUUUAUAAGUUUAAAUAA
This is a messenger RNA of Dujonia railenensis, 1524 nucleotides long. The record is from the annotation of a GenBank genome assembly. Lineage: Eukaryota; Fungi; Ascomycota; Pichiomycetes; Serinales; Debaryomycetaceae.